AUGGUGACUUCUAGUAGAAGCAGCGACUAUGAUUAUGAGUAUUCCUCCAGUUCUUCAGAAGAGGAUUUUAAGGUUCCAGAGAUGAAAACUUCUACAACAGAAUCUCACGCCAAGAGGGACCACUCCGCGGAAAUUAAAUACGACGUGCCCCCUAUCAACCGUAGAAUAACUCAGGAGGAACUCUUGAAAAGAAAAGUUGAGGACGACAUGUUAGAUGAUCGUCAAAAAAGAAGGGAUCGAAUCCAGCGCCGGAUAUCAGCAGCUGAGGAGAAUCUUCAAUCUCGUGCUGAGGGUGUAGCUUCAGACUCGGAUGCUUCGGAAGACGAACCCGUGUGGGUUCCAGCGGAGCGCAAAAUCAAGCCAGACCUGCGCACUAGAGAGAUUGAGAGGUUGGUUCAAGACGACCUUGAGGCUGAGCGUGAAGAAGAAGAUUACUGGGAGGACUAUGAACUUGAUAUUCAUCCAGACUUCGUCAAUAACCCUGAUAAUGAUUCUGAUGAAGAACUCGAAGAGGAUUUUGCAAAGGACGAUGAUGAUGAAUCCGAUAAUUCCGAUGACUCUGACGAAUCUGACAAUUAA
Papaver somniferum (opium poppy) is the source of this 579-nucleotide messenger RNA. Its product is annotated as coiled-coil domain-containing protein 1-like. The transcript has a single exon. Lineage: Eukaryota; Viridiplantae; Streptophyta; Magnoliopsida; Ranunculales; Papaveraceae. Bases 1 to 579 code for a protein of 192 amino acids. The record is from RefSeq and is a predicted model, not a curated record.